AUGUAAGUUAAUAGGAAUCAAUUCAUUAAAUUUUUAGUUGCUUCUGACAAUCAUCUUGGAGCAAAUGAAAAUGUGGGACCAAAAUCCAACAGGUACUAGGAUGCCUUUGAAGCCUUUGAGGAGGUUCUUCAAAUAGCUACAUAACAAAAUGUUGACUUUGUGAUUUUGGGAGGAGAUUUAUUUCAUGAAAAACAUCCAACAGAACAUUGUUUACUCAAAUGCGUUGAUAUUCUUUAAAGACAUGUCUUUGGAGAUAAUUUUGGCGGAAUUUAACUGGAACUCAAUUCACUCAAUUAUUAGCCUAAUUUUAGUUGUUCUAAUUUUAAUGUACAAUUACCAAUUUUUAUUAUUAAUGGUAAUCAUGAUGAUAUUGUUACUGAAAGAAAUGAAAGUGUGUCCAUUUUAGAUAUACUUCAUGAAUCUAAAUACUUAAAUUAUAUAGGCAAAAUCACUGAUUAAUCCUUUGUUUCUAUUAAACCUGUAGUUCUUGUAAAAAAUAAUUAAAAGAUUGCACUAUAUGGUUUAGGAUACAUGAAGGACUACUAAUUACAUAAGAUUAUUAAUGAUGGAAAAUUAGUCUUGGAAUCAUUAGAUGAAAAUAAUUUCAACAUUCUGAUCAUUCAUCAAAACAAAUACAAAGGGAACCAUUUUUAAGAUGAAAAGAACUUUAUUGAUCCAAUUUACUUUAAGAAGUAUAAAAUUGAUCUAUUGAUUUGGGGUCAUGAACAUGAAGCAAUUUAUACUUUAGAUACAUGUGAACAUUUUUAAGUGUUCUAUCCUGGAAGUACUGUGGCAACAUCAAUCAUUGAAUAUGAAUCUCUAAUUAAACAAGCAGGUUUAUUUACACUUACUAAGAAUCAAAUGAAAUUUGAAAGCAUUAAAUUAGAAAAGAGCUACAGACCUAUGAUUUAUAAGAAUAUUGAAUUAAGUGAAUUGAUAAAAACAACAGAUAAUAAUUUACAGAUUAGCAAUCAGGAGUUAGCUGAAAAAUUACUAUUUGACUUUGUAGAAAAAGAACUAAUUAAUUAUUAUUAAACUAGCUCGUAUAGACAGAAAAAACCAUUGCUAAGAAUUAAAGUGGAGUAUUCUGGAUUUGAAUUAAUGAGAAUGAGAUAUAUUGAAACUAAAUUUGCAGACAGGGUCUCCAAUCCAGAUUAAAUAUUCAAAUUUUGGGAGAAAAAAACAAAUCUACAAGCAUAGAUACAAAAACGAAAGGAAUAAGCAUAGCAACUUAAUCAAUAGUUUGAUAAUAUCUUACGAAAUAAAGUGGAGAUUAAUUCCCAGAAUCAAACCAUGAUGAAUGAGUUCUCUAGCAUGCUAUCACAAAAGUUGUUUCAGUAAAAUUUCUAAAUCGUUGAAUAAGGAGAUUUCUUAAACAUACUUGAUAAUUUUUUAUCUUCUACUAAUAAGGAAAAGUCCAAUUUAUUUAAUGAUUUAUACCCCAAGACCAUUGAAAAAUUUAGGGAAAAUGUCAUUCCAUAGUAUAGUAAUAGAAUACUGCAAAUUGUGAAAAAGUAAAGAGAAAAUUAGGACUCUUUGAUAUUUUAAAUUCGUGAUGCAAUUAUAAAAAACUUUGAAGGUAAAUCUAAAUAAGAAUCAUCUAAUUGUGCUGAUUUUGCUAAUGAUAUAAACUAAGUAUUUAUUAAAUUCCAAGAAGAUUUCAGAAUUGAAACAUUCAGAACCAGUCUCAAUUAAAAUAAUAAAUUAAAUGCUUCUUUUUAAACAAUGGCUUCUAAAUAGAUUUAAUAAUCAUCAAAUCAAUAAGGCAUUAGUUAAUAAGCUCCAUUUUAAAUAGAGGAAGAUGAUACUUUUCCUAGAUAUGGCUAGACAUAAGCAAGUUUGUUUGAUUAAGAUUAAUAAGAGGAAGAAGAGGAGGAAGAAAGGAAGGAUAACAAAGGAAAGAAAGUUCCUAAGAAAAGAAAGCCAGCUAAGAAGGAGCAAGAAGUUGUGAAUUUAGAUAACAAACCGAAAUAAAAAGUCUAAUUGUAACCAUAUAAGAUUGGAAUGAAUAAGUUUUUUUUUUGA
Paramecium tetraurelia is the source of this 2025-nucleotide messenger RNA. RefSeq lists its product as uncharacterized. The transcript has 5 exons. Gene Ontology annotation, cellular component: nucleus; Mre11 complex. Gene Ontology annotation, biological process: double-strand break repair via nonhomologous end joining; mitochondrial double-strand break repair via homologous recombination; telomere maintenance. NCBI's taxonomy places the organism in Eukaryota, Ciliophora, Oligohymenophorea, Peniculida, Parameciidae. The record is from RefSeq and is a predicted model, not a curated record. Gene Ontology annotation, molecular function: manganese ion binding; endonuclease activity.